Molecule: messenger RNA, 10634 nt
Organism: Stomoxys calcitrans (stable fly)
Lineage: Eukaryota; Metazoa; Arthropoda; Insecta; Diptera; Muscidae
Product: F-box/LRR-repeat protein 20
Exons: 11
Coding region: 1711-3861 (716 amino acids)
Biological process (GO): SCF-dependent proteasomal ubiquitin-dependent protein catabolic process
Cellular component (GO): SCF ubiquitin ligase complex
Molecular function (GO): protein binding
Source: RefSeq, a predicted model, not a curated record
ACAUUUUGGCAAUGCGAUUUAUUGGAGGGAGAGGGAAAUAAGCUUAAAUGGAGAGAGAGAAAGAGCAAAUGUGUUUAUUCUAAAAUGCAUUAUAGAAAAUGAAAACUUGCAAUCUAUCUAAUGAAUAAAUUAUAUAUGUACAUACAAUCUUAUCUACAUAUGUUUGUUUAAGGUUAUUUCUCUCUUCUGCUCUUUGCAUAGCUAUGUUGCUAUGCUCUUGUGGUUCAAAACAAAAAUUUGCUUCCUUUGUUGUGCGAUGGGAGGUUGUAUGUACGUUUGUAUGAGAGUGAGUGUGUGCGUUAGCCAGUUUUGCAUUAUCUAUGUUUGCUACUUUGUUGUUGUUUGGUUCUCUUCUCUAGACAUCUCAUGGAUUGCACUUUCAUUUUGUGUGGGGAGGCGAAAAAAAAACAAAGAAAUUGUUUUUGUUUUGUUCUGAGAUGGGUGAAGUGGGGAGGGGGGAUUUGUUUUUCAUCACUUCUUUGCUCUCGCAUUCAUAAAUUUGAGUGAAUUGUUGAGCAUAUUUGUAUGUAAUACAAAAGAAAUGCUUUUAUUUUACUUUUGCUUUUCCUUUUUGUUUUUACAAACAAACCAACAAAAAAUGAAUGUUGAAUUGAGUGUGAACGAACGAACAAACCAAACAGACAGCAAGCAAGUCAGGCAACGAGCGAGCGAGCGCCCACCAAGUCAACCAGUUUAACAGAUACAUUGAAAAACAACACAACACCACGGCGCACAGUUCGACUUUUGGAACGUCCAAGAAGACUUUUUAGUUAGUGAACAGAAGACGGCCAGAGAGAACAACAAAAUCAACAGCAGCAGCAGCAAGAAGCGAGAAAAUUAAUUAAGAAAAAAAAGAAAUAAGAAUAAAUAUUAUAAACCGACACACACACAGCAAACCAGAGUCAAAUCAAUUGAACAACAUAGAGUAUAGUAUAAUUAUGCUGUCAUAAAGAGGAAUAACAAAAUACAAUUGGACCAAUAAGAUAGGUGGAGGAGAGAAGACAUGUAGCUUAAAUCAUACAAUAAAGAAAUAGUAAAAUCUGAAAACGAAUAUUAACAUCACCUAUAACAAUUAAAAACGAAUACCUAAACAAAAAUUCUAAGUAAUUAAAAGAGAAAAAAAAUGUUUGCAAGAAUAACUACUGCUUGCCAUCUUUUCUCCUCCUCUUCCCUAUGAGAGAAUCCAUUGAUAUUCCUUUCGAAAUCUAUUAGGCUGCGAAAUUGAUUUGAUUUUGUUGUUGUUUUGUUCCCCCCCACUGAAAUAGUAAAGUUUUGUUGCAAAGUUCUGGACUGGCUGUUUUGCUAUAUUUAUACGAUUUUUUUGGUGUCGCAUUCAACUGAUGGUGGACGUGACGGAACGCGCAACGCUUAUUAUUUUUCCAAGCUGUUCCCUGUUCGGCAGAAGAAAGUGUUUUUCAGCUUGACUACAAUAACAAAAAUACCUCCACGGAAUUAUCAACGAAAAACUGUUAUUGCCUAAAAGUAAAAGUGGUGUUAGUGCGUGUGUGUGUGUGCUCGUGUUUGGGAAAACCAACAACAGAAAAAUCAAUGUUUAAAAAUUUUCCAAAGAAAACAAUAAAAUAAAUACUUGUAUUAAAAAGUGACAGCAACAAAGAAAAUAUUAAAAACUAGAAAAUUUAUAACAUUGUGGUGUUUGUGUGUGCGGUUCGGUUUAAAACUUUGGCCAACAUUUUGAAAAUCGCAUUUUAAAUGUUUAUUCAAAACAAUUCAAAUUUCGAUAACAGUGGCGGUGGUGGUGGUGGUGGUGGUGGAGGUGGCGGCGGCGGUGGUCUUGGUAUCAAUGGCGGCGGUGGAGAAGUUAAUGAUGUCGUUGGUAGUGGUAGUAGUAGUAGUAGUAGGGGAGGAGCUGCUGCUUCAGUUGAGGCCCUUAGUGUGGGCGAGAGCAGCUUAAGCACCAGCACAGCCAGCGAGGGUGGCGGCAGUCAAGAACUCAUAUUUCCCCUUAGAUCCUCACCACGUCAUCAGCAACGUUCCAGCGAUUCGGCAACGCAACAGCGCGAAAAUAACAAUAAUUCCAAUACAAAACGUUCGUUCAAUUUAAAUCUCAGCUUUAGCAACAACAACAAUCGCAAAUUGUUAAGCGUUGGCGGCGGCAGCAAUCAUAUUGGGGGCGGUGGUGGUGCACCAUCCUUUUGGAGUUCAGUGGCUUCAAAUGUCUCAGCUUCGUCGUCAUCAUCCUCCUCCUCAUCAUCAAUAACAUCAUCUGCUUCGCCCUCGGCUUUGGCUUCUUCUUCAACAUUGUCCUCGGAUGUCAGUGGCAUUGUUGUUGGCGGCGGUGGUGGUUGUGUUGGCAUUGGUGGUGGAGGACCCCCUGGUGUGGUUCAAAGGGUUUUCCUUAAUACAAAACCCAAAAAUAAAACCGAAUUGAUUUUGGCAACAACAACCGGUGCAAGUGUUGCAAAUACAACAGCAGCAGCGGCGGCGGCGGCGGUGACGACGACGGCAUCAACCACCUCCUCGCCGGUGCAGGCCGUGGGGAACAAUAUAUUAAACGUUUUGGAGCGUAAGGCAGCAACGUGCAUCUACAAAAUGGAUGUGGAUUCCUCAGAUGAAAAUGGACCUCAAACAUUCCUCAACACAAACGAUAAUGAUGAUGAACUUAUUAAACAACUGCCAAAGGAAAUACUAUUACGUAUAUUUUCAUAUUUGGAUGUGGUUUCAUUAUGCAGAUGUGCACAAGUCUCUAAAUACUGGAAUAUCUUAGCUUUAGAUGGAUCCUGCUGGCAGAAAGUCAAUCUCUUUGAUUUUCAACGUGAUAUCGAGGGUCCCGUCAUAGAGAAUAUUUCCCAACGCUGUGGAGGUUUUUUGAAAUUUUUAUCCCUGCGUGGAUGCAAGUCUGUGGGUGAUCAAUCAAUACAAACUUUAGCCGACUACUGCCACAACAUAGAACAGUUGGAUUUAUCGGAAUGUAAUAGAAUAACCGAUAUAUCAACAGAAUCGAUAAGUCGCCAUUGUUCAAAAUUAGCCUCCCUUAAUUUAGAAUCAUGUUCUAAUAUAACCGAUAAUAGUUUAAAAUACAUUUCGGACGGAUGUCCGAAUUUGCAAGAAAUCAAUAUAUCAUGGUGUCAUUUAAUAACGGAAAAUGGUGUUGAAGCUUUAGCACGCGGUUGUAAGCAUUUGCGUAAAUUUUCCAGUAAAGGUUGUAAGCAGGUGAAUGACAAUGCCAUCUCGUGUUUGGCCAAAUAUUGUCCCCAUCUCAUGGUGCUCAAUUUACACAGCUGUGAGACUGUCACCGACUCGUCUAUACGACAAAUAGCAAAUAAUUGCCACAAUCUACAGAAAUUGUGCGUAUCCAAAUGUGCCGAACUGACCGAUCUAUCACUGAUGGCACUCUCUCAAAAUAAUCCAUAUUUGAAUACUUUAGAGGUGUCGGGCUGUCGCAACUUCACCGAUUUAGGUUUCCAGGCCUUGGGCAAAAAUUGUAAAUAUCUGGAGCGCAUGGACUUGGAGGAGUGCAAUCAAAUCACCGAUCUAACGCUAGCACACUUGGCCACCGGUUGUCCAAGUUUAGAAAAAUUGUUUCUAUCUCAUUGUGAACUGAUAACUGAUGAUGGUAUACGACAACUGGCAGCUGGCAGUUGUGCAGCGGAAAGUCUAUCCGUCCUCGAAUUGGAUAAUUGUCCUUUAAUCACUGAUCGUACAUUAGAGCAUUUAGUUUCUUGUCAUAAUUUACAAAGAAUUGAGCUAUUUGACUGCCAACUAAUUACAAGAGCAGCAAUACGCAAACUAAAGCAACAUUUACCAAAUAUAAAAGUUCAUGCGUACUUUGCCCCAGUUACACCGCCACCAGUUACCACUGGACAACGACCACGCUAUUGUCGAUGUUGUGAGAUUUUGUGAGAUUCGGCCAUUGGCUUUGCACGAAAACUACUGUGCAAAGGCCCCACGGACUGAUGGUAUAUAUUCGCGAGCAUUAUCUUGAUUAUCCUGACGAUAAUUGUAGCAUCGCUUAUGUUAGUGUACGUUUUCACCGCUAUCUAUAAAUUUACCAUUUGAGUUAAGGAUGAUCGAUCGAUCACAAACAAACAACCACUCAUCCCCACCCACUCACACUCACAAUCAAAUGCAAGGAAAUUAAAGAAAUCUCAAAAAAAGAUUUUAAACUUUCCUUACACCUCGAUAUUCACAUACAUCUUGCAUAUACAUACAUAUAUGUUAUAUACAUACAUUAAACAUUUUCUCAUUUUUCCCCAUUGGCCACGAAAACGCAAACUACGAAAAUUAUUUCCAUUUCAUUUUUCCAUAUUGUCAUUUGUCCAAACAUCAUUUGUAGGAAAAAAAUUGGAAAUUCGAAAAAACGAAUAUUUAAAAAAAACAAAUUUUUUUUGUAAUCAUAAAUCCCCUUUCAUAGCUUUCCUCUCUAAUUACUUUCUUUAAAUUAUUAUUACAAACAAAAAAAAAAAAGAAAUGAAAAACAUCUACCAUAAUGAAAACAAAAUCAGCAAUUUUUUUAUAUACGAAAGAAAGAAAAAAAAUGUUUAACAUUUAUAAGAAUUUUUAAGUGAUAACAAGCAAACAAAAAAAAAUUAGAUUUUAUUUAAAUUUUAGAAAAAAAGAAGAAAAUAUUUGUUUUUAAAUUGCAAUGCUGUCUGUCACCUUUGUCUUACUCUAAGUAUUUUGUUGGAGUUAAGUUUUUAUGUACUAUUCUUUGUUUUUAUGUUUAACAUUAUGAUUUAAAAUAGUGAAUGGUAAUAAACAUCGAUUCUAAUAAAAAAUCGAUAAAUUUAUUAAUAAUAAUUAUCACAAUUUUUUGUUGAUCAAACUCAAGUAAUGCUGAGUUUACAUGGCACAUCUGAUGUAUGGUCAUUGUAAUAGUAUUGGUGAAAACAAAGGUGUAUUCGUCACAUGUACACAUAACCAUCCGUCAUGGCUGAAAAAUCAAAAUCAUUUAAUUUUUUUCGAUGAAUGACGUCUAUCGAUUACCGUUGACAAAGAAUUGUGUAAUCAUUAAUUGACAGAUAUUAAAAAACAUGUUUUGUGACAAAUAAGGUUAAGAAAUGAGAAGUAAAGUAUGAAAAAUCUAAUAAAAUCACAGAAAAGAAAAAAAUUGAUGUACCGUUUUAGGCAAAAGCUGUAACCACGAUCAUGAUGUGCCAUGUAAACUCUGCUUAAUAAAAGAUCAUUAUGAUUUAUUUAUUAAUUUUCUCAAUUAUUUUUAUUUUUCUUUUCAUAAACAUUUUAUUGGUUAAGUGACUAAUAAUCGCUUAUUUGUUUCAGUACGGUUCAUGUUAUUCGUUUCCCCCCGAUAUUCGGCUAAUACCGUAAUUGAUAUUUCAUUUCUAGUUUAAAUUUUUUUAGUUAAAUAACAAUUUUUGAUUAGAAAUAAUUGAAACUUGUAAAUGCAUUAUACUAUUUUCAAAUAUGAAAAUAUUAAAUCGUUAUCGAUUUUCUGAAAUCGGUAAUCGAUUUGUUGCACUACUUCUGAAAGUCUUUCGUGUACUUUAUAAGCCAUCAGAACAGCGGGAAAGUACGUGAGAGUGAACAAAAUUUUGAGAGUUUGGUAAUUGAGAACAAUCUUAUUGAUUAAGGUUUCAAUCUAUAAAGCUGCUUUCAUACGAUAUGUAUUGUCAUAUGUAUUUUCAAAGAAAGCUACUCUGAAAGUUGUACACAUCAUUUGAUAAAUACGAAAAAUUUUAUACAAAAAAUGGAUUUUCAAAUAAAUAUGCAACAUUUUAUUUUAUUAAAAAUAUUGAAAGAUUAGAGCGCACUCUAUUCGUAUUUGACGACCAUAAGGAAAACUUGAUGAAUACAAAAAGUGACAGCACAUACGUAAGGCACAUAUCGUGUGAUAGCAGUUUAACAGGUAGUGUACCGUAAACAGCUGAGUACCAUUUUUUCUCGCAAAGUGCACUAUCUGUCAACGAGUUUUGGUUGUGUGUGUGUGUGUUAUAGUUAAGAACCAUAACACGGAAACCACGAAAAAUGGCGCGUAGAGUUGCCGUAAUCACUGAUUUUGACAGAUAGUGCACUCAAUAAUUUCUUGUUGGGCAACUGCCACUACCUGUAUAUGAAUAUAUCUUGAGUUUGACCGGUUUUAGUCUUAUACCACGUUUACACUAGGGCCCAAAUCCACUUGAUUUGAUAUUAUCUCCAAAACCCGUUAUCACUACAAUUCAUUUUUAUAAUUUCAAUGAGAAAUUGUCAGAUGUUAGAAAAAAUGCUGUUCAAAACUACCGAUAAUAACCGGUAUCCAACACAAACGCAGUGUUGCUUAUGAAUUUCGGAGGGAAUUUUGUGCCAAUGUAGGGGAAACCCCAUUGCAAAACAUAAGAUUUCCGAAAACUUGUCGUAAAUAUAGAUUUGUUGCAAGUGUAAACCAAAAUCCCGUUUACACUGCUCUUUAAACCCGCAUUUAAUGGCUCGACCAUCUGGUUUGCCUUUAUAAAAUCAGCUGACGAGAGCCUUAAAUCGAGAUUUAAUGAUCAGUAUAAACGGGGUUCAAGAUGAUGGGUUUUAUGGUAGUUUUCACGAUUCAAUAAUUAAAGGUUGUCUAACCGAAGAAUUGUUGUUAGAAAACAAAAAAAAAAAUUGUGUACACGUGUGAAUAAACUUGUGCAAAAAAUUGCGAAAAAUAAGAAAACACCAAAGAGAAUGUAAACAAAAAACUGGACAUCUUAAUACUGUCAAAUGUUGUCGACUUGUACCAACUGCUCGCGUAAGACAACCUUUAAUUAUUAUUUAAUUUAUUUGUUGUUGGAACUGUGUUCUACCUAGAGCAAUGAGUUUUUGUUUAUAUUUGAAAUAGAAAAGCAAAAUAAAAACCCUUUAAAAAGUUAAGGCAAAAUGUGGUGUCGCAAAAUGCUUCUUGCCAUUGCACUCCUCACUACUUAGUGAGUAGGUGGAAGCAUAUAAUCUUUUAGUGGCAAAGCAGUCCGAAGAGGCCCCUGGUAAGGCCGAAAUCGCCAUCACUGUAGCCUGCCCAAUGCAUUUGGGACACCACAUCUCUCGUCUAGAUUUGCGACGAGAUUUCGGAAAUCUUGCAACGAGGUUUCCCAUACAUUUUCAAUGUGAGCAAAUUAACUUAUUUGAGGAGAUUUGCAGCAAAUCUCGAAGUUUUGGUCAGCACUUUUUCUUAACAUCUGACAAUUUCUUAUUGAAAUUAUAAAAUUUUGUAGUAAUUUAAUAAAAUCGUUUCACAAAUCUAACUGCUGACCGCAAUGACACCCACCAAGAAAUUUGUGUUUGUGUGCAGAAAGUGAGCGUACAUAAGCAGACCAUAUGCUAGAAAGAAGAUAACAACAAAGAGAAUGCAAACUAAAAUCUGUCGUCUUAAUUCCGUCAAACCUGGCCAGCUGUUAACGGCUGUUCGCGUGAGACCACAUUUUUAAAUCCGCCUUGAUCACGACUAUUCGGUAAUUAUCGUAUGUUUUGGCAUGAUAUCGAACUUCUGACUUGCACUGGAGAGGACUAAAAUAAAAUCGAUUUACCAUUCACUGUUUUAAAAUUGGUUUCUUUUUUGUUUUCUGUUUUUUUUUUUUUAAUUAAAACUUUCUCCCAUUGUUCCCUAACAACGAAUUAGGUUAUGAUUAUAAUUAUUAUGCUUAUUUUACUAAUUUUGUUCAUAAGGCAUUUGAGUUCGAUAACCAAAUAUCGAAGAUAUUGGUUUACAAAAAAAAAUUUUUUUGAAAGAAAGAAAGAGAGAGAGAGAAAAGGACAAAGCAACGCAUUGCUCAGUUUCCAAGUUAUUAAACAACAAAAUAAAACUUUUCCCUAAAUGUUAAAAAAAAUGUAAAGAAAAUUUCAUUCUGAUCAAGCAGCAUCUUUGGUAAACUUUUGGCCUCUUAAAAUUUCAUUUAAAAUCAAAGUUAUAUACACCAUGAACUUUUUUGUUUUUAUACCCUCCACCAUAGGAUAGGGGUAUACUAAUUUCGUCAUUCUGUUUGUUACGCCUCGAAAUAUGCAUCUGAGACCCCAUAAUGUAUAUAUAUUCUUGAUCGUCAUUUUAAGUGGAUCUAGCCAUGUCCGUCCGUCUGUCGAAAGCACGCUAACUUUCAAAGGAGUUGAGCUAACCGCAUGAAAUUUUGCACAAAUACUUUUUAUUAGUGUAGGUCGGUUGGUAUAGUAAGUGGGCCAAAUCGGUCCAUGUUUUGAUAUAGCUGCCAUAUAAACCGAUCUUGGAUCUUGAGUUCUUCAGCCUCUAGGGGGCGCAAUUCUCGUUCGAUUUCACUGAAAUUUUACACUUCGUGUUUUGUUAUCACUUCCAACAAUUCUGCUAAGUAUGGUUCAAAUCGAUCCAUGUUUUGAUAUAGCUACCAUAUAAACCGAUCUUGGGUCUUGACUUUUUGAGCCUCUAGGGGGCGCAAUUUAGCACGCUGUGUUUUGUUAUAACUAUCAGCAACUGUGCCAAGUAUGAUUCAAAUCGGUUCAUAAUCUUGUAUAGCUGUCAUAUAAACCGAUCUUGGAUCUUGACUUCUUGAGCCAAUAGAGCGCGCAAUUCUCAUCCGAUUUGGCUGAAAUUUUGCAUGCGAUGUUUUGUUAUGACUUCCAAUAAUUGUGCUAAGUAUGGCGUAAAUCGGUAUAGAACCUGAUAUAGCUGCCAUAUAAACCGAUCUGGGAUCUUGACUUUUUGAGCCUCUAGAGGGCGCAAUUCUCAUGCGAUUUGGCUGAAAUGUUGUACAACGUCUUCUUUCAAGACCUUCAACAUACGUGUCUAAUAUGGUCUGAAUCGAACGAUAGCUUGAUACAGCUCCCAUAUAAACCUAUCUCCCGAUUUUGCUUCUUGAGCCCCUACUAGGCUCAAUUCUUAUCCGAAUGAACUGAAAUAUUGCAAAAUGACUUCUACAAUGUUCAGCAUUCAUUUAUGAUCCGAAUCGGAGUAUAACUUGAUAUAGCUCCAAUAGCAUAACAGUUCUUAUUCAUUAUUCUUUAUUUGUCUAAAAAGAGAUAACGCGCAAAGAACUCGAUAAAUGCGAUCCAUGGUGGAGGGUAUAUAAGAUUCGGCCCGGCCGAACUUAGCACGCUCUUACUUGUUAGUUUUACUUUUUUUGUAGUGAAUCUGAAGCAGUGAUGUUGGAUGUUAAUUGCUUGACAUUUUCUUUUUUUAAGUUUCAACUCUCUUUUGUUUUUAUUUUUGUGUUUGAGAAAAAACUAAAACAAUAAAACCUAAGAAAACAAAAAAAUACAAUGAUAAACAAAAAUAUAUAUUUACGAUAUAUUUGGUCUUAGAAGUUAACUGAAUGAAAAAUUAAACAAAAAAAAAAACACAAAAAGAAGAAAAAUUAUAAUAUUAAUUUAACUAACGAUUAUAAUGAUUAUUAUAUGAUUAUUAUAACAUUAGUUGUAGAAUGUGUGAUAAACAAAAAGAAAAACAUGCUUUUAAAAAAUAUAUAUAUAAAAUAAAACAAAAAAACAAACAAAAAAACUCAUUUUAAAAUAUAAUUCAAGAAAAAAGAAAUAACUGUCAACUGAUUUAAAAAAAAAAAAAAAAAAAAAACAAAAAACGACAGAUAACACCAGACAUACUCUCACCUAACCUCCACCACUUACCCCAAAGCCCCUAGACAACUCCCCUACAGACAUUUUAACAAAAUUAUGUAUAAUUUUACUCUAUGUUUUAGUCUGCAACUACUACAACAACAACAAACAAUAUAAAAAAAAAACAUUUAUUUUAGCAAGAAGUAACCAAUAAAAAUAGAAAACAAAAAUUUAUUUCAAAAUUUUUGCUAAGGUCAUCGAGUUAUGAAAAAAUGAACAAGACGAGAAACGACCACAAUAAUGGGUGAUGAAAAUUUAAAACAAAAAAAUAAAUCUUAUAAUUAAUAAAGAUAAACAAUUAUAUUGUAUGUAAUAUUUUAUGCGUAGCAUUGUAAAAUAUUUGAAAAGGUAAUCCCUAUAUAUAGAGAGAGAAAACAAACAAAAUAAAUGGCAACUGUCAAGAGAAACAGCAACAAACAAAUAAAUAAUAAAAAAAAAAACAACUGAAAAAUAAAAGGAAAACGUAUAUUUUUUAAAAUUUAAGAGAAAUAAAAUUACAACAAAAUGCCGUAUAAGCUUAAGUAAGCCAAACAAAUAGCAUAAAAGGGGGCCCUCGAAUUAUAAACAAAAGAAAGAAAAAAAAAAAUAAAAAAAAAACAACUGAAAACACAGUUAUGAUUAAGGCUUUGGCUAAAGACUUAAAAUGGUGUCUGAAGAGAAACUGCUUUUGGGCUAUAAAGAAUAAUUGAAUACAGAGUUUCAAUUUUCAAGGACGAUAAGUGCUUUAAGCAGGGUGAGACAGAGAAAAAACAACUAAAAGAAUUUUGAAAUGGGUUUUGGCAAAGAAAGAUUAUUUGUUGAUGGUAGGUUUGGAAGCUAUGCUGGAUUAGCAACCUAUUGAGGUCUAUAUUCGAAACUGUGCCGUUUAUACUCGUGAUCUGGUGGUUGGACUAAAAGAAGUUUUUAACAAACUGUAGUGGAAUUCUCUAAGCUGUUUUAGCGAAAUUUGUUUUUCAAGUCGAGCUUAAUGACCAAGCAAAUGCACUCCCUCCGAUUAGUGACAGUUCUGAACUUCACGGCCGUGUGAAAAGGUCCCUACGGACCUUUUUUGUAAAUCAUGUUUUUUUUCAUAUACAUUUUUUUUUUGAUAUUUUGUUUUGUUUUUAUUGUUUAUAACUAAAUUCUACAUACAAAAAUAA